Molecule: messenger RNA, 680 nt
Organism: Drosophila teissieri
Lineage: Eukaryota; Metazoa; Arthropoda; Insecta; Diptera; Drosophilidae
Exons: 2
Coding region: 64-615 (183 amino acids)
Source: RefSeq, a predicted model, not a curated record
AUUUCAGUAGAACAACAAACUUGUGAUUAAAAAACAUUUGUUAUCAGAAAAAUUGUCAAAAACAUGAAGUCUGAGAAACUGAAACGAAACUUUUGGGUCUCCGCCGAAAUAGAGUGCAUGCUAGACUUGAUUAAGGAAGUGAAUAACUGCCAAGGAGCCCUGUCCACGAGCACCACCCAGUACACCUUCAUCCAAAUUGCCAAUCAGAUGAAGAAAAGAGGUUUUCCAAACAAGUCGCCAACCCAAAUCAGAAGAAAAUGGUUUCAAAUGAAGAGUGCUUAUCUGUGUUACAAAAAGGGGAAUGUUGAUCGACUAUUUCUAAUACCCGAGAAAUUCCGCAAUGAUAUCGCUCGUUUCGUAGAAAGCGGCGAAAAAAUUGGACGUUCCAACCUAUCCACCAUCUCAACUGGAACUCCGGCUGUAGCGCAACAAACUCAGGAAGUACUCUCGGAGGAAGAUUCGUCUCCCAUGGAUAUGUUCCUGAAUCAAAUCCGUAAAAACAAUAAAAUGAUUAAUUCGGAGUUCUUUAAAAUGGAGGAAUCGUUACAGCAAUUCGAGCAAAAAUGCCAGUUUAUUAGAGAUAGAAAUAUUAAUAAGCUAAUCGAUGGUUAUUAGCUCCAUAAAUAUAAUUUUAUAAUUCUAGUUGUAUAGUAAAUCCAAUAAAAUGUAAACAAAUCUGA